CCCUCACACUGGGGAGCUCCAUUUUCAAACCUUGCCAUCCCAAAGUGAAUUCUCAAGCCCAAGAAGAAGGUAAACUCAGUGCCAACUCAGUAGCUUAGGAGGAAUCUCAUUUCAGAAUGUGGAGCUCCAGAUCGUUCCUGUUCCAGGUCUGUUUGAGUCUGGUGGUUUCUGUUGGCUCCUGCACCUGUAAACCUCUCAGUAACGACAUCCAGAGUGAGGACCCAAGGGAAAUCUACACCCAGCUGUCACAGGAAGAUCUCCUGGAGGAGGAAGACACUGACGCCAGGAUGGAGAACCUCCUGGGAACCAUGAAGGAGGGCUUUCUGAGGCAACUCAACCUGUCAGAUGUUCCUCGGGAUCACAGCAAGAUCUACCCUCCUCCAUUCAUGAUGGAGCUUUACGACAAGUACGCCUCGGACAGCUCAACGAUCCCUCAGUCAGAUGUCAUACGAAGCUUCACUGUUCAAGAUAUCACACUGUCUGUCACAAAUGGCACAAAGUCAAAGCACAGGCUCCAGUUCAACGUCAGCGUCCCCAGCCAUGAAAAGAUCACGACUGCUGAUUUACAGCUCUUCUUCCUCCCACAUCCAAGGUCAGGGGUCACCUCCCACAACUUCAAGGCCACCGUUAAAGUCUAUGAAGUGGAUUACAACGAUUUGACAUCAACAACCCAACUACUGGUUGGCAAAGAGGUUACAGGCUCUCACAGCAUGUGGGAGACGCUGGAUGUGACUACAGCUAUUCAGAGCUGGGUCAGGUCGGGCCGUGGCGCAACAGUUUUUGAUGUAGUGGUGGAUCGGAAGGACUGUGGAGCUUCUUACAGUGGAGAAGAAGGAGCAGGCUGUUUCAAUAUGAGCGUGUCUGUUGGAGAUAACACCUCAGCGGCUUUAAUAGUCUUCUCAGAUGACCUGGGUAGCAGGAGGAGGGAGACGAAGAAGGAAUUAAGAGAGAUGAUCCUCCAUGAAGAAGACACCAUCUUACACUCGGGCGCCGACUGGAACAGAGGAGAUCAGCUUCCAAACCAGAUCCUGGAGGCUCAGCAUCCACGGAGAAGGAAAAGAAAGGCGGAGAGGGAAUACUGCCAGCGGGCCUCUCUCAAAGUCAGCUUUAAAGACAUUGGCUGGGACAGCUGGAUCGUGGCGCCUCCAGAAUAUGAUGCCUUCGAAUGUCGAGGCCUCUGUUACCACCCACUGACGGAUGAAAUGACCCCAUCAAAGCAUGCCCUCAUCCAGACGCUGAUGAACAUCAGGGACCCCAGCAAGGCCAACAUGGCGUGCUGUGUUCCCAUUAAACUGGACCCGAUAACAGUCAUGUAUCAGGAGAACGGACGGCUCACCAUCAGAUACCUUUAUGAGGAGAUGAAAGUGGCAGAGUGUGGCUGCAGGUAGUCAGAGAGAUUCUCCCGUACUCUACUGGCAGCAAAGGUGAUUGUGAUGGAUCUAAUGCUGCAUUUCAAGUCAGGCCAAGUAGCACAAGUAUAAGAACAAACUCGGAGGCCUCUUGCUACAUGUUUAAAAGAGUGAGCUACCUGGGAAGUUAAUGCUUAUCUAUUUUCUUUAAUAAAUAUGUAGGUAGUGGGUUAAUAAUUUAAAAUAUUCCUCCUCAUGAAAUAGCAAAUGUUACAUCAAUGUUACUUAAUACCAAGACUAAAAGGCUAAAGCAUGCUAGCAGCACUGUGAAUUUUUAUUAUUAACGACCUACAGUGUUUUGAGCUAAACGCUAACAUGCACACAAUCGCAUUGCUAACAUUUUGGUAACUUUUUUUUUUUUUUUUUAACCAAAGUCAUGAUCUUAUGUUGGCGUGUUAGCAUGCAAACAUUAGUUAAUCAACAUUGAACACUAUGUACAGAUUACUUUUACAGGUUGGCUAAUUAGCUAUAAUGCAAUGUCCCCGCUGGAAAAAAACAGCAUAGACCAGCACCAAAACCAGCACCAAAACACAACAUAUGCUGGUCUUGCCACUAACCAGUCACUAGCAAGACCAGCAUAUGUUGACUUUUGGUGCUGGUCUAUGCUGUUUUUUCCAGCAGGGGUAUUAGCCCAAAAGUAGUCUUGACCUAAUGAUGGCACUAGAUGAUAAGUCAGGGGAUCACAGUUAAUUAAACUGGGCCUCUGGCAAUCAUCAAUGUGAGUACCACAGCAAUUAAUAAAAUAGCUGAAGACUUUUCUUUCUUUUUUUUUUUUUUUAACCUCAUGGUCCAUAGAGCUAGGAUGGCUAACUAGCAUGCUAAAGGCCAUGCAAUGCUAAUAUUAACUACACUGUGUUUAUAUUUUUGACACUGAAGCUAUGAAACAGUGAUUCCUGAAAUUCAAAAUAAUGAUAUUUCUGGAAUGCAGUAUGCAUAUGUAACGUGUUAAAGGCACAAAUCAGAAACCCCAAGGACACUGUGUAUUUAAUACUGGUUAUAUGUACAUAAAAUGCUUUACUUUAUAUUGCCUUGAUCUGAUGUGUAUAAAUAACACUUAUGAAACUGUAUUUGUAUGAGGGAAAUAAUGUAAAACAUAAAAGUAUGUAAAAAGUACAGUUAAAAUAAAAGUUGAAAAUUAGAUGUAUUAAAAAAGAGUCUACA
This is a messenger RNA of Acanthopagrus latus (yellowfin seabream), 2570 nucleotides long. RefSeq names its product growth differentiation factor 2 (gene gdf2). The transcript is spliced from 2 exons. Gene Ontology annotation, cellular component: extracellular region. Gene Ontology annotation, biological process: SMAD protein signal transduction; BMP signaling pathway. The record is from RefSeq and is a predicted model, not a curated record. The coding region runs from base 117 to 1388 and encodes 423 amino acids. Gene Ontology annotation, molecular function: growth factor activity; cytokine activity. NCBI's taxonomy places the organism in Eukaryota, Metazoa, Chordata, Actinopteri, Spariformes, Sparidae.